Molecule: messenger RNA, 639 nt
Organism: Mesorhabditis belari
Lineage: Eukaryota; Metazoa; Nematoda; Chromadorea; Rhabditida; Rhabditidae
Source: the annotation of a GenBank genome assembly
AUGAAUAUCUUUCGUCUUUCCGCUGACAUGUCGCACUUGGUGGCGAUCCUCAUCUUGCUGAGCAAAAUGUGGAAAAGCCGUUCCGUUUCCGGGAUCUCGGCUAAAUCGCAAAUUCUUUUUGCGAUUGUAUUCAUCACGCGUUAUAUGGAUCUCUUCACCACGUUCGUUUCUCUCUACAAUACCGCCAUGAAGAUUUUCUUCAUUGGAUCUUCACUAGGAACGCUCUAUUUGAUGUUUGUCAAGUUCCGUCCAACGUAUGAAAAGGCGUCGGAUACGUUCAAGGAGCUUUACCUGAUCAUCCCAUGUUUUGCAUUGGCUUUGCUCAUCAACAACGAGUUCGCUCUUACGGAAAUAGCUUGGACAUUCAGUAUCUACCUUGAAGCGGUUGCCAUCAUGCCACAACUUUUCAUGCUUUCAACCACAGGACAAGCCGAAUCUAUCACCGCUCAUUAUUUGUUCGCACUAGGAAUCUACCGUGGUCUUUACCUGUUGAACUGGUUGUACAGAUACUACACCGAGUCGUUCUUCGAUCCAAUUGUUACGGUGGCCGGAAUUGUGCAGACGGUGCUUUAUGCCGACUUCUUCUACCUCUACGUGACCCGUGUCGUGCGCACAAACAAGAACCUUGAACUCCCCAUC